Molecule: messenger RNA, 1155 nt
Organism: Carassius auratus (goldfish)
Lineage: Eukaryota; Metazoa; Chordata; Actinopteri; Cypriniformes; Cyprinidae
Product: vesicle transport protein GOT1B
Exons: 5
Coding region: 85-501 (138 amino acids)
Biological process (GO): retrograde transport, endosome to Golgi; endoplasmic reticulum to Golgi vesicle-mediated transport
Cellular component (GO): membrane; endoplasmic reticulum
Source: RefSeq, a predicted model, not a curated record
GGUAAAGUUUUCCCGGAAGUCGAAGUGAGUGUUUCCGGUACGCGUGGCCGCUCCUGUGACAGCUGCUUAGCGAGACAAGCCAAGAUGAUUUCCCUCACCGACUCCCAGAAAAUUGGAAUGGGGCUAACAGGAUUUGGUGUAUUUUUUCUGUUUUUUGGGAUGAUCCUGUUUUUCGAUAAAGCUCUCCUUGCCAUAGGAAAUAUCCUUUUUGUUGUCGGCCUGGCGUUUGUAAUCGGGCUGGAGAGGACGUUCAAGUUCUUCUUUCAGAAGCACAAAAUGAAAGCCACCAGCUUCUUCCUAGGAGGCGUCUUUGUAGUGCUGAUCGGGUGGCCCAUCCUCGGAGUGAUUCUAGAGUUUUAUGGCUUCUUUCUAUUAUUCAGGGGAUUCUUUCCAGUGGUCGCAGGCUUCAUCAGGAGAAUUCCUGUGCUGGGAUACUUGCUGAAUCUUCCCUUUAUUAGUGGGUAUGUGGACAAAAUGAGUGAAAGCAACAGCAUGGUUUAACAGACUCUUUUUUUACCACUUAUUUAUGAUGGAUCUUCUAAAGCUUUACCUUCAAACAGCCAUGAUGAGUAUAGAGGUCGUAUUACCGAAGCUUUAUAUUCAGAAGUGUUUCCAUUGUAAGGACGUCUGAGUGAUAUUUGCGUCAGUGAAAUAGUGCGGGAAACAAGCCACUCCUUCGGCGGCUGGCCAAAGCAAAGCUGCGUCACAGCAUCGCUGCAUCCCUGAACCACUGUGCCCUCAUUUAUAAACACAAACUUGAUCAAGAAGUUCCUGGAGAUCCUUCCGUGAGGAAGGUUUGUUUCACUUCUGGAAGUCUGUUUUCUGUUACAAUAAUGGCCUUGUUACAUGCUGGUGUCUGUAAUUGUGUUUUAAAGAGGGAGGAGAGCUGGAUGACUAAUUUCUUCUCUUUUUUUCUAUCACACCUGCUGAAUCUGUGUGAUAUUUACACUUUAUUUUAAAAUUAAACUAUUACUAAUCAGACUGACAUAUGGAGAUGUUAUUAUUAGUAUUAUAAAAUAAAACUAUUUUUUUUCUCUCUGUCUUCAAAAAUGGGAUUUCAGGAUGGUUCAGCUGCCAUAAACGUUUGUAAAUAAAAACUGAAAAACUUGAAAUGAGGUCAGUGUCUAUAUUCUUAUUCUUAUUGCUUUAUUAUGU